UUUUCUUAAUUUUCCCUUCUUUUCCUGGCAAUAAUAAACCAAUCGCAUAUUCUUCAUCCACUAAAAUUUUAACUUACACCUCUUAUUUGCUAAGCUCUCUGUAAGUUCUCCUUCUCCUUCGGAACAUUUCUCAAAACUCACACGAAACAAAUUAUUUUUACAGAAAAAGAAGAAAAAAAAACCAAUAGCAACUUUUAAACCCAAUUUUCAACUCUUUGAUUUUUGGGGGAAAUUUUCACGCCAUUGAAUUGGUUGUAGCUCACCAAGAAGAACCCCAAAUCAUCGGUUUUCAAAAUGAUGGAACCGAUGAUUCAGAGCUUAUCGUAUUGGUUAUCAGAACAUCCAUCAAUAAUUGGAUUUAGAUGGAAUCAUAGUCAAAAUUGGGGUUCGACUUGGUCUUUUCUAUUCACAUCAAUUGCUGGUUAUAUAGCUUUAUCAGUUUUGAUUCGUUUGAUUUUAGCAGUUUUCCGAUGUCGUAAACCGAUUCCGCUUGGCCCUAUUCCUGCUAUACAUUCAUUAGGCAUGGCUUUAAUCUCAAUUACAAUUUUUAUAGGUAUUUUGUUCUCAUCUGCAGCUGAGAUCCGUGAUACACGUUGGUUCUGGAGAAAAUCUAAAACCCCAUUUCAAUGGUUCUUAUGUUUUCCAUUAGGUACUAGACCUACUGGCAGAGUUUUCUUUUGGUCAUAUGUAUUUUAUCUAUCAAGAUUUCUUCAUCUUCUUAGAACAUUUUUCGCGAUCUUAAGGCAUCGUAAAUUGACGUUUUUCCGGCUGUUUAAUCAAUCUAUUCUGAUUUGUAUGUCCUUUCUAUGGUUAGAGUUUUCGCAAUCAUUUCAAGUUGUUGCGAUUUUGUGUACUAGUUUGAUUUAUUCGGUGGUGUAUGGAUAUAGAUUUUGGACUGGGAUUGGGUUACGAAGUGCUUGUUUUCCAUUUGUUGAGAACUGCCAAGUUGUGUUGUUGGGGUGUAAUUUAGUUUGUCAUGUGGCUGUACUUUUCUUGCAUUUCGUUAAAGGAGGGUGCAAUGGAAUUGGAGCUUGGGUUUUCAAUUCUGUUCUCAAUGCUGCGCUUUUGUUACUGUUUAUGAAUUUUUAUGUGAAAAUGCAUAUGCGAAAGCGAAGACUUGUGGUUCCAGUAAUAGUAAGUGAAGAUCAAGAAGAAGAGUCGAGUUCAGCCAGAGAGAUUGAAAAGAAAAUGUCUGUGGAAAAGAAGAUGAUGAUCAAAGGAAAGGAUCUUUGAGAGGUAUGGAGUAAUUCAGCUAAUAAAGCCAAUAAACCUUCUUGGGCGGCCACAAUCAAGAGGUGUAUACUUAUUCUAGAGGAUUGUUACUUACUUACGUAUUGUUACCAUGAUAAAAGCUUCUGGUUUUCGAAAAUAAGUGUAGUGGCAUAAAAGUGCACACUACGUCCAAUGUAUAGAAGAUGAAUUAAAAUUAAGUAAAGAUGCACAACAAAUAUAGACACAAAGAUAUACGUGGUUCGUUAUGAUUACUUACGUUUACGGGGUGAAAGGAUGAAUGUUAUUAUUUUUUUUCUUUGAUUACAAGGU
Molecule: messenger RNA, 1542 nt
Organism: Papaver somniferum (opium poppy)
Lineage: Eukaryota; Viridiplantae; Streptophyta; Magnoliopsida; Ranunculales; Papaveraceae
Product: elongation of fatty acids protein 3-like
Exons: 2
Coding region: 295-1233 (312 amino acids)
Biological process (GO): fatty acid elongation, polyunsaturated fatty acid; fatty acid elongation, monounsaturated fatty acid; fatty acid elongation, saturated fatty acid
Cellular component (GO): endoplasmic reticulum membrane
Molecular function (GO): fatty acid elongase activity
Source: RefSeq, a predicted model, not a curated record